CGGGCAGGUGACACCCGGCGGCCUCCUCCCCUUUCCAGCCCAGUCGGCGGCCGGGACAGCAGGGGCCGCUGUGAGGAGCUCCGCGCUCGCACUGCCAGCCGCCGCCCUCUCUCCCGCGCGCGCCGGGCGCUUGGGCUCCGCUCCCUGUGCGAACCACCAAUUUUUAAAACUUCAAUCAAGACAGCUUUCUUAUUGCAAAAGAUUUCGAUAAUGAGGAUUCCAGUUCUGGAGGCUGAAGUCCAAGGCCAAGGGGCCACAUCUGGUGAGGGCCUUCUUGCUGGUGGGACUCUCUACAAAGUCCUCAGAUGGUACAAGGCAUCACAUGGUGAGGGGGCUCAUGAAAGUUGGCUAGACUGGCUUUUAUAACAGACUCACUCUCCUGGCAUUUAAACUUCCCUCUUAGAACUGCUUUUGUGGCAUCCCAUAAGUUUUGAACCCAUUAAAAGAGCCAGUAAAUCCAGUGGAAAAUGGCCUUCAGUGAUCUUACAUCGAGGACUGUGCAUCUUUAUGAUAAUUGGAUCAAAGAUGCUGAUCCAAGAGUUGAAGAUUGGCUCCUCAUGUCCUCGCCUCUGCCACAAACCAUCCUUCUAGGAUUCUAUGUCUAUUUUGUCACUUCUCUGGGACCAAAGCUCAUGGAAAAUCGCAAGCCCUUUGAACUCAAGAAAGUGAUGAUAACGUACAAUUUUUUAAUAGUACUCUUUUCUGUGUAUAUGUGUUAUGAGUUUGUGAUGUCUGGCUGGGGUAUAGGUUAUUCAUUUCGAUGUGAAAUUGUUGACUAUUCACAGUCACCCACAGCUUUGAGGAUGGCACGUACCUGCUGGCUUUAUUACUUCUCCAAAUUUGUUGAGCUAUUAGAUACGAUCUUUUUUGUUCUGCGCAAGAAAAAUAACCAAGUGACUUUCCUUCAUGUAUUCCAUCAUACCAUCAUGCCAUGGACCUGGUGGUUUGGAGUCAAAUUUGCUGCAGGUGGUUUGGGAACAUUCCAUGCCCUUCUAAAUACAGCUGUACAUGUAGUCAUGUAUUCCUACUACGGACUCUCUGCACUGGGACCAGCCUACCAGAAGUAUUUGUGGUGGAAAAAAUAUUUGACAUCAUUACAGCUUGUCCAGUUUGUUAUUGUCACCAUCCACAUAAGCCAGUUCUUUUUCAUGGAGGAUUGCAAGUAUCAGUUUCCAGUCUUUGCGUGCAUCAUAAUGAGUUACAGUUGCAUGUUUCUGCUGCUCUUUCUCCAUUUUUGGUACCGUGCUUACACCAAAGGUCAGAGGUUGCCCAAAACUGUGAAAAAUGGAACUUGCAAAUACAAAGAUAACUGAAGCCCAACAUAAGUCUAUGAUCGAAACUGAUACAUUGUCUUCCUUGACAAUCAAGAGAUAUUUGCCUAUGCAGUGCAUUUUGUAUAUUUUUCAAAACUAAGAGCUUGUAUUUUUAUGAUAAGUUAUUGGGAUGUCUGAUAUUUGAGAGCCCGAAGCUUCCAGGUAACAGUCUUCUGAUAAUUAGAGCCUACAGCAGCCAGAAGUUUUUUUUUUUUUUUUUUAGCUGCUUUUAAAGCUAAUCCAAAGGUUUUGUUUAACACAUUUUGUUACAGUGCAAAAAGAUAUGAAGCAAUACAGUACUCUUCAAGGAAGUCCAGUAAAGAUGAAAAAUAUCAUUAGAUAUUUUGAGCACAGACAGAGAUCCAUGUGUUACAAUAGAUUCCUUCUGCCGGGUCUGGAAAGUCUGGAAACCAACCAUAGGCCCUAGCUUUGUCAUUUAUUGGCUGUAUUCAGAAGAUGCUAUGUUUGCUCUAAAGUUAACUCCCAUGUUAGCAAGCUAGCACAGGUGAAAAUUGAGUGAGUUUUUGAUAACUUGUCAUUCAAAAUCAUUAUUGAUAAUUUUCAAUGGAACUUUUGAGUAGCCAUCACCAGUUUUGCUGAUAAGACUUCUUCACAACCCAUUUGUUGUACAAACUGUUUCAGAGUAACCAUACUUUGGUUUAGUAUACUAAUGCACUUGACACCAAGUUUCAUUCAGCUGAUUAUUUUCAAAACAAGGUGAUUUGUUUUAAUGGGUUAAUGAACACUUUGCUAUUACUGUUUUACAAUUAACUUUGUAGAUCUCUGGAAAGAGGUGAAUUUGUCAAUGAAAAAAGUACUGUGUGGUUCAGUGGGAAAAACCUGUUGUCUGUUAUAGUAUCACAUCACUGUCUUACAUUGUCAUGGUUUAAAUUAUUAUCUUGGUUAAAUAUAUACGUUAGAUACUUAAAUGUUCAUAUCAUGAGCACACUACAGGUACUACCCUUAAAUUAUAAAUAAUAUUACCCAUUGUACACAGUUUCCAGAUAUGGUUUAGAGUGGCUGUGAAGCAACUAGAGGCAAAUUGUGGCACAGAAAAUAUCCAGGGGAAAAUUGAUUAUGUAAGCAAGGGCUGUUCUACUUUGAGAGAGAGACAGACAGACUAUAUAAUAGUUAUAGAUUAUAUAAUUAAUGUUAUAGAUAUACUGACCAAUAAAGUAUUUUCUGGAAUUAUGAAUUAAUUAACAACCUGGAUUUCUGUUUCCAGACCUAUAAACCAUGUAAUGAAAGGCUGAAAUUCAUUUGGCAUAGGCUUUGUUUCUUUAAAAUUGCUACUUUCUAAAAUUCUGUUAUUUUUACAUUUUCCUGUUAGAGAAUCAAAACUACUAGUCAGUAGAGUUUUGUCCAAGAAAUAACAAUAUUUGGACAUUUGUGAAUUUUUCCCUAUUUUUUUCUUCUUUUAUUUAUAGUCAAUUUUGAAGGACUGUUUAUGUUUGUAGGACUUUAAACAACUAGUACUUAAAGCCCCAGUGAAUGUUGAACACACAGAGAUACUUAUUGUACAACAAUGCCUAAGUUUUACUCAAUACCAUGGCCUUUUAUGUUUACACUUACCAGAUUCAUAAGGUUAUUUGCCUUUAAGUGAUCUCUUGUGAUUUUACUUGAUUACUGUAUGAGAAGGUAAAGGUUGAUAAAUGGGAGUAAUUAUAUAUAUAACAUUUAUUUUUUUUUUUUUUUCUGAAGCAGAGUUUUACUCUUGUUGACCAGGCUAGAGUGCAGUGGCGCGAUCUUGGCUCACUGCAACCUCGCCUCUCUGGUUCAAGUGAUUCUCCUGCCUCAGCCUCCCAAGUAGCUGGGAUUACAGGCGCCUGCUACCAUGUCCAGCUGACUUUUGUAUUUUUAGUAGAUACAGGGUUGGCCAGGCUGGUCUCGAACUCCUGACCUCAGGUGAUCCUCCCACCUCGCGCUCCCAAAGUGCUGGGAUUACAGGGGUGAGCCACUGCGCCCGGCCAUAAUUUUAUAUUUUUAGAAAAAAAAGAAUAAAGGACAAAAAAGCACAGCUAAAUGAAACUACUGCUCUAAUUUAUUCCACUGGAAAGGUCUCAGGACUCCUUAACUGUUUUCCAGGUUUGGCUCUUCAUAUCUAACCUGUGCUAAAAUGAGAAGGUAUGCUAGGUGCUGUUAUAAAUCACACCAUUUCCAAAGACCCCAAGUAGUAUAGAGACCAAAAUGAGGCAAAAAUAAAAGAGAUGAAACAGGAGAGUGUAUUUCUUGCAUACUUUCCGACCUUCAUCAUACGACCUCUCCUAACCUCCCCGUAGUCUUUAAAAUGUUUAACUUGCCUAUGAGCUAACAUGUAAUAAAGCACGUACUCAAUUAUAUGAAUAGAAGUGGAGAGCCAGAAUGCUACAAAGAAAUCACAGCUGCUAGAAGUAUCCUCCAUAGAAACAUCAACAUGAUUGUGGAUCAAAAUGAUUUUCACUGGAUAUAGAAUUUGUAUGGGCCAUAUUUAUUAAAAGAGUUCUGUUUGGUCACAUAGAGUUCUUUUGGGAUUUCAUCUCACUUUUCAGGACUUAAUUUGUUUGGGUUUGCUUACCUAACCAGCAACAACAACAAAAUAAGCAGUUCCAAAAUCUAGUUUAUUACAUAAAUCUCUAUGAAUCCUUGAGGGCCUAUAUCUAUAUUAUAAAUAAAUACAAAUACAGAUUUUUAAAUAUCUAUAGGACUUUGCCAUUUACAGCCUUAAUUAUAAAAUUAUGAGAUUAUAUUCUCUCCAUUACCCUUUAUUUCUGUUAACUUUUUAAAGACUGGAACAUUCUGUGGAUGUUGUCAAAGUUUGAGUUUGUUUUUCCAUGUACUAUAAUAAAUUUGUGGUAUCGCAUGUA
Molecule: messenger RNA, 4156 nt
Organism: Chlorocebus sabaeus (green monkey)
Lineage: Eukaryota; Metazoa; Chordata; Mammalia; Primates; Cercopithecidae
Gene: ELOVL7
Product: ELOVL fatty acid elongase 7
Biological process (GO): fatty acid elongation, saturated fatty acid; fatty acid elongation, polyunsaturated fatty acid; very long-chain fatty acid biosynthetic process
Cellular component (GO): endoplasmic reticulum membrane; endoplasmic reticulum
Molecular function (GO): fatty acid elongase activity
Source: RefSeq, a predicted model, not a curated record